This is a messenger RNA of Protopolystoma xenopodis, 288 nucleotides long. The record is from the annotation of a GenBank genome assembly. Lineage: Eukaryota; Metazoa; Platyhelminthes; Monogenea; Polystomatidea; Polystomatidae.
AUGUGGUUCGUUUAUCAGACGCCGGAUUGCAAUGAGUCCAUAAGGCGAGCUGGCCCAUAUCAACAGGGUACACUUACGUUCGUGGGUCGGGAAAAUGCCAACGGAUUGGGUAAGAAAUCGGUCUCUUGUGUACGACCUGCGCUUCGGCUCCUUAAUUGGCCAGUACCUGACUCGCCAUACUUAAAAUCUGUUCCACUCUCGGCGCACUUCACUCAUAAGAGCACUACUCAACCCAUUUGGUUUAGGCCAAUGAAAGACUGGGAGCUGGAUUCCCCCACGGCCGGGUGA